This is a messenger RNA of Abrus precatorius (Indian licorice), 1752 nucleotides long. RefSeq names its product carbon catabolite repressor protein 4 homolog 5. Bases 58 to 1209 code for a protein of 383 amino acids. The record is from RefSeq and is a predicted model, not a curated record. Gene Ontology annotation, molecular function: 3'-5'-RNA exonuclease activity. NCBI's taxonomy places the organism in Eukaryota, Viridiplantae, Streptophyta, Magnoliopsida, Fabales, Fabaceae. The transcript is spliced from 14 exons.
CGGAGAUGGCCAUCGCCGGAACGUUAUCCGUCAAAACGGAGAAGACGUUGUUCUCCGAUGGAAUGUUCUAGACGAUGGGUUUCCUCUUCCAUAGAUUCUUCUCAUUGCACGGAUAAGGUUGUAGUUGUUUCAUACAAUAUACUUGGUGUUGAAAAUGCAUCAAAGCAUCUGGACUUGUAUUCUAAUAUUCCACAUAGUUUAUUGGAGUGGGACAGGAGGAAAAGACUCAUACUUAAAGAGAUUAAUAACUAUAAUGCAAGCAUACUGUGUUUCCAGGAGGUUGAUCAUUUUAAUGAUUUGGAUGAUCUUUUCUCGAGCAGUGGAUUUAAAGGUGUUUACAAGGCUCGCACAGGGGAAGCACAAGAUGGAUGUGCUGUAUUUUGGAAAGACAAGUUAUUCAAUCUUUUGCAUCAAGAAGAUAUAGAGUUCCAAAGAUUUGGCCUGCGUAACAAUGUUGCUCAGCUUUGUGUUUUGGAGGCAAACCAUGAUAAACCAGAAUCUGAUGCAUGUAACCUAACAACAAUGGCACCAUCCAUAGGAAAAAAAAGAUUUGUAGUAGGAAAUAUACAUGUGCUAUUCAACCCAAAUCGUGGCGACAUCAAACUGGGCCAGGUCAGACUUUUACUUGAUAAAGCUCACAAAUUGUCUCAAGAAUGGGGCAACAUUCCUGUUAUUAUUGCUGGGGAUUUAAAUAGUGUUCCACAGAGUGCAAUAUAUAAAUUUCUAUCUUCAUCCAAGUUAGACAUCCAAUUACAUAAUCGCAGAAAUAUGUCAGGACAGCUUGAAAUCCAGUCCAACAACAGAGUCUUCAGAUCACAGAUUGGUGAUGGCACUAGCGUUGCAAUGUCUGUUUCAAGGCAGCUGUUAUACAGAUGGAGUGUGGAAGAACUAAAACUUGCGACUGGCACAGAAGGAACCACUCAUCUUCAGCACCAUCUCAAGCUCUGCAGUGCUUAUAGUGGUGUUCCUGGAAACCAUAGAACUAGAGAUGAUAUUGGGGAGCCCUUGGCAACGUCUUACCACUCCAAGUUCAUGGGAACUGUUGAUUAUAUCUGGCAUUCAGACGAUCUUAUUCCAGUUAGAGUACUUGAAACCUUGCCCAUCGAUAUUCUUAGAAAAACUAGAGGACUCCCUAGUGAGAAAUGGGGAAGUGACCACCUAGCUGUUGUAUGUGAAUUGGCUUUUGCAAACAACGGCAACAUAUCCUGACUGCUUCAGUAUGAAAUUCCAACCCUGCGUUGAAUAUUCUCAUUCUUAAAAUCUUUUACAAUUGUAUAUAUGAUAUCUGACCCUUGAGCUGAUUAACAAAUAUGGAGAUUGAGGAGAGUCAAAGCAUUGUUGCCAUCGUAGAUCUCAUUAAUUUCUACUGUCAUUGUCCACUUCUACCCCUUUCAAGACCUCUUCUCUUUCCCUGCUCAUUUCUUUCACGGUAAAGGAGAAUCAAGGAGAUCAAACUGUGAAUUGCACCUGAUAAUUGGAGGUGAAUAUCAUGUUGCAGCAGAUCUGCAAACUCUCCUUCCUAGCUCUGACAUGUUGCUUGGAACUUUGGAAAUGCUUUAAAAUUCAUCAAGAACUUUCUACAUGGUGAGCAUGCUGGGUAACCUCUGAUUAUGAGGUUCAGAGAGCAAAUGGUAGAUAUAUCUUAAAUGUUAUUAUUUUAUGAUGUUCGGAGGACAAGUUGACUGCCGUUAGCACUAAUCUUUUGGAGAUUUUUAUCAACAAUUGUAGCACUUUUCAAAUAGAAAUUCCAAU